AUGACUGACGAAGAGCUCGACCGUGACUGGAAGCCAAAUGGCCGCCGACCCCAAUCAACUAUCGCCAGGUCCUUCUCCCAGGAACUAGGGGAUAUCUUCCGCAUCGACAACAGCGUCGCCGAUCUAGAUGAGCAGAUCGACAAGCGGAAACAACUGAUCACUACACAAGCCACUGAGCUGGAGGCUCUCGAGGCCCGAAUCCGCGAGAUGGAGCAGCGACUGCGCCAACGGCCCCCCGUGGGCAACGCCUUCGACCAGCCACAAGCGUCGGAGACGGGGGCUGAGGCGCCUCCGCCGCUUCCCCAGAAAGACCACGCUCGGCGAGGCGCACACGACCAGCGGCAGCAGCAGCAGCAGCAGCAUAGCAGGAGCCGAGCCGGCACGGCAAGGCAGGCUCACCAGGCAAUGCCGGGCGCACUGCCGCCGACGCCGGUAGCUAGUGAAGGUGAAUACGAGCUCGUCAUCCGCAGCCGCAGCACACUCCCCAACACCAUAUCAUCUUCCUCUAUCACCGGGCCUACGUGCAUCUCCAACCUCCAAUCAUCCUCCCCCUCCUCCCCUGCCCCUUCCCUGGACGAGCCUGGCCGUCAUCCCAAGGGAUAUACGCCCGAGACCGCUAACUUUGCCGACGUUGCUGACUUUGUUAUUGUUGCUGCGCAAGAUGGCGACGACGAGCAGGACGCCUAA
This is a messenger RNA of Phialemonium atrogriseum, 687 nucleotides long. RefSeq lists its product as uncharacterized. NCBI's taxonomy places the organism in Eukaryota, Fungi, Ascomycota, Sordariomycetes, Cephalothecales, Cephalothecaceae. The transcript is spliced from 4 exons. The record is from RefSeq and is a predicted model, not a curated record. The coding region runs from base 1 to 687 and encodes 228 amino acids.